AUGGAUGCAAUUGAUUUUUCUUGUGAUAGUGAUUUUGAUGAUCUUGAAGAUCUUGAUGUGAUUCGUAAGAGACUUUCGUUGUCGUUGAACAGUGCUCAUAGCUCACCCAAUACUAGUGAUCAUAUAGAAGAUGAUGCUCCGGCAGGUCUUCGUGUAAUGGUGGUGGAUGACAAUACUGCAUGUCUUUUUAUAACUUCCAUUAUGCUUCAAAAGUUCAAUUACGAAGUGACUGGUGUUCGAGGAGGAAGGGAGGCUUUAAAAUUGCUCAAAGAGAAGCCCCGUCAUUUCGAUCUUGUCAUAAGUGAUCUUCAUAUGCCAGAAAUGAAUGGAAUUCAAUUACUCCGCCGCAUAAAGCGGAAAUACGCUACCGUGCCCGUGCUCCUGAUGUCUGGAGAUAUAAAAGCCGAAAUGGUGACAAGAGCGCUAGAGAACGGUGCUGGUUAUUAUCUGUACAAGCCUGUGACUUGUUCUGACUUUGAGAAACUAUGGCAGCAUGUUAUUAAAAUCAAGGUAGACCCAAAGGGGUACGAAAAAGAUAUGGAAAGUUUUUGUCAAGAUUCACCAAGAGAAAAACAGAAGACUACUAGUAGGGUUCCUGUGUCAUCAUCAUCUGAUUAUAAUGAAGGAAAUUCCAGAGCUGAAGUAUCAAGGAAGAGGAAGGAACCUUCAAGAGAACACCCAGGGGAUGGUAAAAGAACUCGCGCUCGGUCUGCUGCUCCAAAGAAGCGAAGAGUUAUCUGGACUGCUGACUUACACAAUCACUUCCUUGAUGCCAUUGAAAAAUUAGGCGUCGACAAGGGUGUGCCAAAGAGAAUACUCGAGUAUAUGAGAAUCCCUGGCUUAACUAGAGAAAAUGUAGCGAGCCAUCUACAGAAAUACAGGAUAUUUGUGAAAAAGCUUAUAGAAAACAACCGAUAUAUCGAGCCAAGUACUGUCAAGUCCUUAGCCAGUAGAGCAUUUCACUCGAACUUUGCUACGGAUGAGCCUGCGCCGAUGAAUUUACCACAAAACUUUUCUCAAAGAACACCCAAAUACUCAUUUGGGUCUCAACACUCAAACCCACACUUCACAUCUUAG
Molecule: messenger RNA, 1077 nt
Organism: Papaver somniferum (opium poppy)
Lineage: Eukaryota; Viridiplantae; Streptophyta; Magnoliopsida; Ranunculales; Papaveraceae
Product: two-component response regulator ARR2-like
Exons: 6
Coding region: 1-1077 (358 amino acids)
Biological process (GO): phosphorelay signal transduction system; cytokinin-activated signaling pathway
Molecular function (GO): DNA binding
Source: RefSeq, a predicted model, not a curated record